Messenger RNA from Nanorana parkeri, 1824 nucleotides. It is a transcript of the gene SFTPB, whose product is annotated as surfactant protein B. Gene Ontology annotation, biological process: sphingolipid metabolic process. Lineage: Eukaryota; Metazoa; Chordata; Amphibia; Anura; Dicroglossidae. Gene Ontology annotation, cellular component: lysosome. The record is from RefSeq and is a predicted model, not a curated record. The transcript is spliced from 16 exons. Bases 1 to 1749 code for a protein of 582 amino acids.
AUGGUGAAGCCCGGGGGCCCAACAGCAGAGGUGGCCGAUUGGCCGGAGCACGGUGGCGAUGAUAGUGAAGGAGGAGGCCCGGUGGCGGCAAUUAUGCUGGUGGAGGAGGCUGGAGCGUGGCGGUGGAAUAAGAGCUCGACCUGGCGAGAGGAGAAAUUGGAGUACACCCUGCUUAAACACUUGUGGCGGACCCCGAGAUUAUUGACAGUAAAGCCACUUCAGGUAUCUCAGGAGUUCUGCUUUAUGGAAAGAGUAAAUAAAAAGAAACAAAGCUGGUCUCCCCCUCCUAGCAAGCUCAGGCCCAUGAACAAAAUGGAGGACUCAGGAGUCUGCAUGCUGGAGACCUUCAUCCAACUGGUGAGCAGAGGGGACCAAGCGGCCAACAGGUUCCCUGUCAUGGAUUUCCAGACGGGCCCUCACCAGGAAGGAAGAGGCAGCUCUGUACUGCUCUGCUGCCUGUACUUCUACCUGAUCAUGUGCCAUAACCUCAGCCUGCUCUGGGAUUCUGAUAUAUUAUGUCUUCAUUCUGCAGUUGUGUCUGGGAAGGUUCUUCUGAAAGAUGGAUGUGCCCAGGGUCCAGAGUUCUGGUGCCAGGAUCUAGCAAGUGCCCUUCAGUGUGGAGCAGUGGACCAUUGCAAGCAGAAUGUGUGGAAGGAAGGACUGGACCCGUUAUGCAUCCAGUGUAAGCAGAUGGUCUCAUUAUUCAUCAGCAUGGUGAAGUCAUCUCCUCUCCAGACCUCUAUCAAGGAAUAUUUGCACAAACAGUGCAAUCACUACCCUCUGGAUUUAUUCCUGGGCCAGUGCAAACAGCUGGUGGAUCAAUAUGAAAGUGCCCUGAUUGACACCAUGGAAAAAUGGCUGAUCCUGGUGGCAUUAGACAACAUUGACCCCAGAAAUCCAUCUGUAAUCUGCUCUAAGUUCUCCCUUUGUCCUCGCGACCAGUCUGAUGACUUGAAGCUGGACCUGAUAAGUGACUCUGUCCUGCUGGAAAAUAUCUUGUCUGUUGUCCAUGAAAAUGUACAGACUAUGCAUGACAAAAUCAGCAAGUAUCGGUACAUAAAUAUUAGUAGUGUACUCAUGCAUGCUAUUUCAAUACUUUGCAUUGUGUUACAGAAUAUGAAGGAAGACUGGCCGAUCCCAAAGCCAAUGUGCUGGAUGUGUAAAUCGUUUGUUUCUAAAUUUGAGGCAGCAAUCCCGGUGAGUGCCAUUGCAAAGAGUGCGUCAGCUCUGUGCCUAGCCCUUCCCGGAAAGAUUGCUGGAGUGUGCCAGUGUUUGAUUGAGAAGUACACAGUGAUUAUACUGGACACCGUACUGGGAAAACUGGGUCCAAAAUUGGUGUGUGGACUACUACUCAUGUGUGUUACUGAAGAGAACUGCGAGGCAGAUCUGGAAUAUGACCUCAGCUGUGAAACCUGCCUGGCCGUCACCUCCCUUGUGAAGCCGAUGGCUACCAAAAAUGUGACUCAGGAGCACAUCGCCAAGUCGCUCUCCAGAGUGUGCCCCGAACAGAUGGACUGGAAGGAGUGUCAUGUAUUCCUGCAAGAGCACCAGAAGGAACUGUCUCAGCUUCUCCUCAAACCUUGGGACCACAUGAAAACCUGCCAGGUAGUCGGGGCCUGUCCUGCAGCUUCUACAGCCAUCACAGAGGACUCUGGGUGUGCAGCUGGGCCAUCCUAUUGGUGUCAAAACCUGGACAACGCAAGAGAGUGCAAUGCCAUCGGACACUGCCUGGCCAACGUGUGGCACUAAGGACCUGCUUUCUUCAAGAGCACAUUACAAAGCACUUUGCGAAUAUGAGCCUGAACACUUUCCUGUUUUACUUCA